UGGACACGACGUCUCUCCACCUUUCUGUCGCCUCUCUCGUUCUCUCUUGCACGCCAAGUUGGAGGUGCAAGUCAUUUCUACUCCAGCCUCUGCUUUAUAUCUAUGUCGGUCUUGGCUGUGACCCAAAGCAACAGUCAUGGCACCCAAAAAGAACAAGUCAGCCAAGAAGAACAAAGGAGACAUAAAUGAGAUGACCAUUAUGGUGGAGGACAGCCCAAUCAACAAAAUCAACGGGCUGAACACGCUCCUCGAGGGUGGAAAUGGCUUCAGUUGCAUCUCCACAGAAGUCAAUGACGCCGCCUAUGCUCCUAACCUCCUGGAGGGGUUGAGCAACAUGAGACAGGACAACUUCCUGUGCGACUUAACCGUAGAAACUAAAUCCAAAUCUUUCGAUGUCCACAAAGUUGUCAUGGCCUCUUGCAGUGAGUACAUUCAGAGCAUGCUGAAAAAAGAUCCCACACUUCAAAAGAUUGACCUCCCUGAUCUGUCACCAGUUGGCUUGGCCACAGCAAUCACCUAUGCUUACUCUGGAAAACUCACCAUGUCUCUGUACACCAUCGGUAGCACUAUCGCAGCUGCCCUCUUCCUGAAGAUAAACACCCUCGUGAAGAUGUGCAGUGAUUUCCUGAUGCAGGAGAUCAGCGUGGAGAACUGCAUGUAUGUGGCCAACAUCGCAGACACCUACGACCUGAAAGAGACCAAGAAGGCGGCGCAGAAGUUCAUGCGGGGGAAUUUCAUUGAGUUCUCGGAGAUGGAGCAAUUCCUAAAACUCACGUACGAGCAGAUCAGCGACUUCCUCCAGGACGAUUCCCUCCAGCUGCCCUCGGAGCUCACUGCUUUCCAGAUCGCCAUGAAGUGGCUGGACUUUGACGAGAAGAGGCUGAAGUACGCUCCUGACCUUCUCACCCACAUCCGCUUCGGCACCAUCGCGGCCACUGACCUGGUCAGCCACGUCCAGAGCGUGCCGAGGAUGAUGCAGGACCCCGAGUGCCACCGUCUGCUGGUCGACGCCAUGAACUACCACCUGCUGCCCUAUCAGCAGAACAUCCUGCAGUCCCGGAGGACCAAGGUGCGUGGCGGACUCAAGGUGUUGCUGACGGUGGGAGGCAGGCCUGCCCUGACUGAAAAGUCUCUCAGUAAGGAGGUGCUCUACAGAGAUGAAGACAAUGUGUGGAACAAACUGACAGACAUGCCUGCAAAGAGCUUCAAUCAGUGCGUGGCUGUUCUGGAUGGCUUUCUGUAUGUCGCCGGUGGAGAAGACCAGAAUGAUGCAAGGAACCAGGCUAAGCAUGCUGUCAGCAACUUCUGCAGGUACGAUCCACGAUUCAAUACUUGGAUCCAUUUGACCAGCAUGAUCCAGAGGCGCACCCAUUUCAGCCUUAACAUCUUUAAUGGCCUCUUGUUUGCUGUGGGUGGACGCAAUGCAGAGGGUUGCCAGGCGUCCGUAGAAUGCUAUGUGCCAUCUUCCAACCAGUGGCAGAUGAAGGCACCCAUGGAGGUGGCCCGGUGCUGCCAUGCCAGCACAGUCGUUGAUGGCAAGAUCUUGGUCACCGGCGGUUACAUCAACAACGCCUAUUCCCGAGCUGUGUGUGCAUAUGACCCCUCCACCGAUAGCUGGUCGGAUAAAAACAGCUUGAGCACCCCGAGAGGCUGGCAUUCCGCCGCCACCGUCGGCGACCGUGCCUAUGUCAUUGGCGGCAGCCAGCUUGGCGGUCGUGGCGAGAGGGUUGACGUCCUGGCGGUCGAGUGCUUCAAUCCCCACUCCGGGCAGUGGAGCUACUGCACUCCCUUGCACACGGGUGUCAGCACAGCAGGCGCCGCCACGCUGAACGACAAGAUCUAUCUCAUGGGAGGCUGGAACGAGAUUGAGAAGAAGUACAAGAAGUGCAUACAGGUGUUCAACCCAGACCUUAAUGAAUGGAUUGAGGAUGAUGAGUUGCCAGAGGCAACCGUCGGUAUCUCAUGCUGUGCUGUUACCAUCCCCACACGCAAAACACGAGAAUCCAGAGCCAGUUCAGUAUCAUCUGCACCAGUCAGUAUAUAGGUUGAGUUGACCGUGUUGGGGUACUUGGAGCAUAAUUAAUUUAUUAGCAUACUUCAAAUGAGACACAAUAAUUUAGUCCUGUCCUGUGUGAUACAUGUUCAUUCAUUCAAAUUUUCAGUUCAAGUUUUGUAUUAGGAUUUGUCUAGAGGAUGCAAAUGUACAUACUAUGCUGUUUGUACAGUUUACACAUCAAAUAUUUCAUUCUAAAACACAUGAAUGGAAUUUGAGAUGACUAAUUGUCACUUGUUUCGCAUACAAUUGUUUUUUUUUUUUUUUUUUUUGUGAAGUUACAAACCUCUCUCAAGGUCAAUAUUGAAAAUAAAACACUGCCAAGAUAUUUGAUUAAAAGAAUUAAAAGUUAAAUCACAGAAAAAUAUAAAAUAAGUAAUAAUAAUAUACAUAUAGUAUACAUACAAGUUUUGCAAUUCUCAGUCUUGUAUCUUUAUGGGGCCAAUUCUAGAAAGCUAAUUUCAGUUAUAAGUUACAGUUAUAAGUAUAUUUAUUUUGAAAAUCCUGUAAUCUGCAUAUGAUAAUUAAAAAAAAUAAUUUGGCCUAAUACAACUUAACAAUUAACAAUCCAUCAGAUUUUAAGAGUUGUGAAAUUACCGGUAAAUGAAAAUCAGAUGCUUUUAUUUAUUAUCCCCCAUAGAAUGUGUAGCUGAAAGAAAGGACUAGUUUGUAUCAUGUACCAUAAGACUACAGUUUCUGUCCAUGAUCUGGGUGAACACAGAUUUGUUUGUGGUUAGUCUUUAAACUAUAAGAUUGAUGUGAGGUUUAAAACAGACAAUCAUGGAUGGCCAGAGGUGCUUGCAGAGGAGUUGGUAAGUGAUCAGUUUUUGAUUGUUCUGUGCAUCAAUCUGUACACCAAUUAAAACACUGUUUUUGGCUCCUGAGGAUGCUACAGCUGGUCUUAGGGAAACCAAGUGGUUCCAAGACUAAAGAAAGUAUGGCUGUUGAGUGUUGUCAUGAUGACAGUUGUUUGGGGACAAUGAAGGUUUGUGACGAUGAUGUUAACUUUUGUUUUGUAAAAAGAGGAGACUUGAAUUGGCACUGGGGGACUGAAGCUUGUGCCUGAACUGCCCAGGGGAUGAGUAAAUGGCACAUUUGCCUCUGUGAAUUUCCCAACAGUUCACGUUAUUUAAGUGUUCUUAGAAGUUGAUAUAACAAUGUGCCAGAACAAGAUGUUUAAACAACUUUACACAACGUGAAGGGUCAGAAUAUAUGACAGGUUAUUGAAAGCUGUUCCUGACCCAGCCCUCCCCUAGAAAACAACACCUUUAAUAAAGAUUCCUAUAAAACUGUCAA
Molecule: messenger RNA, 3349 nt
Organism: Alosa alosa (allis shad)
Lineage: Eukaryota; Metazoa; Chordata; Actinopteri; Clupeiformes; Clupeidae
Gene: klhl31
Product: kelch-like family member 31
Exons: 3
Coding region: 137-2044 (635 amino acids)
Biological process (GO): negative regulation of protein phosphorylation
Cellular component (GO): cytoplasm; nucleus
Molecular function (GO): protein binding
Source: RefSeq, a predicted model, not a curated record